Neurospora crassa OR74A is the source of this 930-nucleotide messenger RNA. RefSeq lists its product as hypothetical. The transcript is spliced from 3 exons. NCBI's taxonomy places the organism in Eukaryota, Fungi, Ascomycota, Sordariomycetes, Sordariales, Sordariaceae. Bases 1 to 930 code for a protein of 309 amino acids. The record is from RefSeq and is a predicted model, not a curated record.
AUGCCUCCUAAAAGGAGAACGAGCGCCGCAAACGGAAAUACCGCGCAGAGCAAGCAACAGCCUCCAAAGAGACCCGCCUUGUCUCUUCUAGAUACCGACAGCGAUGACAAGAAACCGGCACCAAAGCGAUCCGUGAAGCGGAGACGGAAAACCCAGACCCAGCCGCGAACUAGACUUGAUAGCCAUGAGCGAGAGGAUGAGGAUGCAGAUGAGAAUGGCAGUGAUGAUGCUGGCGGGGAUGUUCCACAUGUGCAGGUUGCAAAUAUCAAUCGCAAACGGAGCAAGCCUCGUAAUGCACCGCCAGCGACGGUUGAAGAGUACUUGAUGGAGCAGAACCAGCAGGCCAAGGAGUUCUUGAAGGGCUUCAAGGCGGAGCUGGUGGAAAGCCAAACUCAGGCGGAGGAGAGUUUGAAGAUGUUCAAGCAGGAGUUACACAACGUUCAGACGAACGACAACGAGAAAGAUUUUCGCAAGGUUUAUGCCACCCUGAAGGCAGCCACAUCGGGCGAAACGAAGAAUUCCAACGAGCUCAAGGAAAUGAAUUCCUUGUUCACAAAAGGGGAAAAACUCAUCAAGAUAUGCCACGACAUCCUCCAACGCCACCAAAUCGCUGUCAGAGACUCGCACCAAGACAAGCCAACUGUGCCACGAGAGAUCUGGGAGCAGGACCACCAAAAGAUGCGACAGUUGCUGGACUACGGGAAGGACUACGGACAGAAGUUGGUGGAGGGGAUCAUCAGUCCCGAUGUAAAAGGGGAUGAUAGUCCCACCCAGGAUAAGGAGAAGGAAGCCGGCUUGAGUGAAGCUGAGACACUUGCUAUUGGGCUGUUUGACGGGUCCAAAAAGAAGAGCGAAGAGACAGAGCGCUGGGGGAGGGUUGCACAUGCUCAGGCGAAGGCUUUGGCAGCUGUUGUCAAGACUGUGCCGUAG